GCCUGCAGCGCGCGGGAAGCGGCGCGCGCGGCGGCGGGAGCUGGCGGCUCCGGGGGCUGAGCGCGUCCCUGCAGCUUUCCUCUGUCUUUGGAGAAAGAACCGUCCCCGAGGAACUGUGUUCUGCCCCUCGAAGACUCAAGAGGAUGAAAGUCAUCACUUGUGAGAUCGCCUGGCACAACAAGGAGCCGGUGUACAGCCUGGACUUCCAGCACGGAGCCGCCAGCAGGAUCCACAGGCUGGCCUCUGCGGGGGUGGACACCGCUGUCAGGAUCUGGAAAGUAGAAAAAGGACCAGAUGGAAAGGCCAUUGUUGAAUUUUUGUCCAAUCUUGCUCGCCAUACCAAAGCUGUCAAUGUCGUGCGUUUUUCUCCAAAUGGGGAAAUGUUGGCAUCCGGAGGGGAUGAUGCUGUCAUUCUGCUGUGGAAGGUGAAUGAUAACAAGGAACCGGAACAAAUCGCUUUUCAGGAUGAGGAUGAGGCUCACCUGAACAAGGAGAACUGGACUGUCGUAAAAACCCUGAGGGGCCACUUAGAAGAUGUGUAUGAUAUUUGCUGGGCAACCGAUGGGAAUUUAAUGGCUUCUGCCUCUGUGGAUAACACGGCCAUCAUAUGGGAUGUCAGUAAAGGACAAAAGCUCUCAAUAUUUAAUGAACAUAAAAGUUAUGUACAAGGAGUAACCUGGGAUCCUUUGGGUCAAUAUGUUGCUACCCUGAGCUGUGACAGGAUCCUGAGGGUGUACAGCACACAGAAGAAGCGUGUGGCUUUUAAUGUCUCAAAGAUGCUGUCUGGAGUAGGGGCUGAAGGAGAGGCGAGGAGUUACCGGAUGUUCCAUGACGACAGCAUGAAGUCGUUCUUCCGUCGGCUCAGCUUCACCCCUGAUGGGUCUUUGCUCCUCACACCAGCUGGAUGUGUGGAAUCCGGUGAAAAUGUAACGAAUACAACGUAUGUUUUCUCCAGGAAAAAUCUUAAAAGGCCCAUCGCGCAUCUUCCGUGUCCCGGGAAGGCGACGCUCGCUGUCCGCUGCUGCCCUGUCUUCUUUGAGCUGAGGCCGGUGGUGGAAGCAGAGCCAGUCGUGGAGCUGGUGAGCCUGCCCUACCGCCUGGUGUUUGCUGUGGCUUCCGAAGACUCUGUGCUUUUGUACGAUACCCAGCAGCUGUUCCCGUUUGGUUACGUGUCUAAUAUACAUUACCACACCCUGAGUGAUAUUUCCUGGUCCAGUGACGGGGCCUUCCUGGCCAUUUCUUCCACGGAUGGCUAUUGUUCCUUCGUGACAUUCGAGAAGGAUGAGCUUGGAACUCCCUUGAAAGAGAAGCCAGCUCUGAUUAUGGGAACUCCUGAUACAGCAAGGAAAGCCAAGAGUCAGACACACCCAGGGGCUUCGCCAGGACCCAGGCUGGGAGAGGGAACUCCCACCAGCAGAGCCCAGGACCCCAGCAGCCCUUCUGCAACACCCCCUCAGGCAAAACAGUCUCCGGCCCCCACGGCGGUCAAGGACACCCCUGCUGCGACCACUCCUGGUGCCAGAGGCUCCCCGGCAGGGCCCUCGGAGGAGAAGACCCCGCAGCCCAGCAGUCAGAAUGUGAAAGCCCACCCGUCCCGGAGGGUCACUCUGAACACACUGCAGGCCUGGAGCAAGUCAACACCCCGGAGAAUAAACUUAAUACCCUUAAAGACAGAUGCUCCACCGAAUUCUCUACCAACCACCAUAAUUUCCAGCCCUUCCACAGAAGAAAUUCAAUCAGAGACGCCUGGAGACCCUCAGGUCAGCCCUCCAGAGCUGAAGCGGCCCAGACUUAGUGAGCACAAAGAAGGUCCCCAAGGUCUGGACCCUUGAUGAGACCUGCCAUGUGCCUGAAGGCUGCUAGGUCUGGGGACCCCCGUGUGCCCAGUGCCCGAGGCCGAAGACACCUGAGACCAGUGGCAUCAGACGGAGCCUGACGGACACUUGGAAAUGGAUUCUGUAGCAGAAGAUGCACAUGGACUGAUUUUCUCCAGAAAUAUGUUGGCUCUUGUAUUCAGUACACAUUUUUACCUCGGAGAUGCGAACAUUUUAAUAGACUAAAGUCUUUUUUUGGUGAGUUUCUGAGGCUGGAACAGUUCAGCGUUAUCUAACGUGAAAGUCAGUAAAUCCCCCUUGGAAUACUUGUAUGAAAGUACGGACAAUUUAUGGGCAGAUUACUUCUACAGCUGGAAUUAGGGGAGAGAGUGAUUUGAGGAGCUUUAUUCUGUUGAAAUUGAAUGCUUGAUGAUUAGAUCACCUUAGCCUCUAAAUAGUCGAUUAACUUUUAAAGUUUGUUAUGUUUGCUUUCUGAUUUUAAAGGUGGUAAAAUGCUCAUUCUGGAAACUGAUAAAUGAGUGGAAAAAAACGGGCUGGAGGCGGAAAGCAGCCGUCUCACCACCGGAGAGAACCCUUGUCACUGUUGGCAUAUUUCCUUAAAAUUUAUGUUUUUAUUAAUGUUAUUUUAUUUUGGGGAGGGGGGGAGAGUUAAGAUUUUACUUUAGAUACAGUUUGGUAUCCAAAUAGGUUAACUUCUUAGGUGAUUUUUCACAGCAAAAAAUAUCUUUACUUAGCAGUCUAUGCCUCUGCUCUCUCUGGUCCCUGGGAUGCUGGCACGGUCCUUUCCCUCUUGGAGGUAGACUUGUGGGCUGAGACGUAUGCGGUGCUGUCACCGCAGGAGGCAUCACACGUAUGGAGUCUCCUCUUGGCGCAGGAGACACUGGGUGACGUGACCGAGAGGUGGCAGCGGGUGGAGCCCUAGGAGCCGGCGCGGCUCCUUCACGUUGAGGGGAGUUUGCAGGUGAUGUGGUGGUGCUCGAUGCUGUCCCACUGGCACGGGGACCACGAGGCAUCUCACAGGUGAGGCUACACCAGGGUCCCUCCCCGUCUGAACUAGAUCAGAGGGCGAGUUCAGGACCCGCAGAUCCAGGCUCUGGCAGGGAGCCACUGAGGUGGGAAGAACACACUCUCCUCAGCUCAGGUCAGCAGCAAGGCUGAGAGCUGGAAAGAAGCGUCACCGUGUUGCUUAAUCCGUGACCUAGUCAACCGGAGAAAGAGUCUGCCUUCUUCUACGUGGGAAAGCGGCAAAUGGGAUGAUUCCCGGUGUGGAGAGCUGGCAGGGGAAUCCAUGCAGAGUUGUACUGAGGCAGGUGUGGGUCACGUCCAACAUGAAGACAUUUUAAAGUGUCAGAUAGCAGGUGUUUUGACCAGUGGUUCUCAACCUUGAAGUUACCCAAGGAACUUCCAGACAUCGACGCCUGGGUCCCGCCCUCCUUGGUCUGGGGCACAGUCUGAGCACCAGGAUUCUUUAUGGCUCCUCAAGUGAUCCAACACACAGCCAAGACGGGGAAACCUUGAGAGGAAAGCUUUCCCCGGAGAUGGUCUCUGCUGGUAAAUGCAUUUACACCGAAAGCUUUUUCUGGCUUCUUCUCUAGUUCAUCACUGGCAGCAAAGCUUCCUUACCAGGGCUGCCAGACCGGAAGGAUCAUGUAUGUGAGAUGCUGUCAGCUCUUCAGAGGAAAAAGGUCUUUGUAAAUUUCCUGUGCCUGGAGCAAGGUGUAUUUCGUAGGGCUUGAUCCCUGUGCAAACAGGAGUGGUUGUGGGUCCCAUGCCUCUGAGCGGCCAGCACCCCGGCCACCCCCAGUGGAGGGGCCACAGGAAUGGAUGGGAGGGGGCGGGCGCACCUUCAGCUGAAGUGGGUGUUUAUAGGCACAAUUAUCUGUUUGUUAGCUAUCACCUUGACUAUAAAUUAGAGACUCGGCAAUAAAAGCCCAGGUGGUAUCACCUCGGUGUCCUGAUCCAAAGCUGCCUGCUUGCAUCUGGGUAGUGACCAGGGAAGCCUCCUGCGACAGGAGCCUCGCCUACCGGGGGCGGGCAGGGUUCCCUCUUAGCGUGGGAACUUGCUCACCAUCCUCAGUCUGUAGUUGGAUGGGGUUUGUGUCUGAAUCCCGGCUGCCAGGUAGGGAGACGCAGCUGAG
Hippopotamus amphibius kiboko is the source of this 3973-nucleotide messenger RNA. It is a transcript of the gene CHAF1B, whose product is annotated as chromatin assembly factor 1 subunit B. The transcript has 14 exons. Gene Ontology annotation, molecular function: protein binding. Lineage: Eukaryota; Metazoa; Chordata; Mammalia; Artiodactyla; Hippopotamidae. Gene Ontology annotation, cellular component: CAF-1 complex; nucleus. Gene Ontology annotation, biological process: nucleosome assembly; DNA replication-dependent chromatin assembly. The coding region runs from base 144 to 1832 and encodes 562 amino acids. The record is from RefSeq and is a predicted model, not a curated record.